GUAGAUAUCACUAUGGCCGACGAUAAGUGGACGGAUUGUGUGAACAAUCUGAAAGGAGUUAUUUUAGAUAUGUGUGGCGUCUUAUAUGACAGUGGAGAAGGUGGAGGAUUUCCGAUUGAAGGUUCUGUGGAAGCUGUGAAAAGGCUAAAGGCUUCCGACCUGCAGGUUCGUUUUUGCACCAAUGAGACGCAAGCAACCCGGGAGAAGUUUGUCGCGAAGCUCCGUCGUAUGGGCUUCGAGAUCGACAUCACUGAAGUGUUCUCACCUGCCCCCGCAGUAGUGGCUGUCCUAAAGGAGCGCGGUCUCCGACCCCACCUGCUGGUGCACGAUGAUGUGGUACCAGAGUUUGACAGUGUGGACAAGAACAAUCCAAACUGCGUGGUUAUCGGGGAUGCUGCAGACUAUUUCUCCUAUCAGAACAUGAAUGCUGCAUUCCGUGUUCUGAUUGGACUGAAGAAGCCAGUGCUCUUCUCAAUGGGCAGAGGUCGUUACUAUAAGGAGACGGACGGGCUAAAGCUGGAUGUUGGAGUGUAUAUGAAAGCUCUGGAGUACGCAUGUGAUUUAGAGGCAGAGGUUGUGGGGAAACCUGCCCCCAUGUUCUUUGAAGGUGUUCUGACAGACAUGGGCAUCCAGCCUCAUGAGGUAAUAAUGAUUGGUGAUGAUCUUAUGAAUGAUGUUGGCGGUGCUCAGCAGUGCGGCAUGAAGGGGCUUCAGGUCAGGACAGGAAAAUACAGCAUAGAAAAACACAGUGGUUCCAUUAGGACACAUCAGUCAUGCGGUGAUGAACCCUGGAGGCCAAGUGACGAGAGACACCCUACAGUGACUGCUGACGGAUAUGUGGACAACCUCGCCGGUGCUGUAGAUGCUAUACUGAAGCAUUGCGGCCAAUAGUGUUACUCUAGUGACUGGAACUGCUGAGAGAACCUCAACUGCACACUAACCAUAGCUCAGCCUAUGGCACUGGUCAAAAAACCCUGUUCCUGGAACUGCAGAGUUCAAUUCUUGCCCAUAUCCAACACCCACACCAGGCCAGUAAGGGCUUUGAUGUGGAACUGAUUAGCACAGUCAGAUGUGUUAGAGGAAGGGUGGAGCUGAACUUUGUAGGAAGGCAAUAAACAGGCUUGGUGGCCACUGGUCUAAGUAGAAACCACUACAGCACUUGAUGUCCCAAGGACCCCCGUGGAUAGCACAUUUCUGUUCUCUGAUCUAACACACCUCCUCUGCUUGGUAAGCGAUUACUGAGCCCUUCGUGAGCUGAGUCAGCUGUUCUGGAGCAGGGACAAAAAUGUACAGACUGCGGGAUAAGCAGAGACUGAAAAAACUCACUGCAUAACACUAAUUUUAAGACAUCAAGGGAUAUUUUGAAAGACACUAGAUUUUAUGCAUGUUUUUUAAUGUAUUAGAUUAAAGAAAACUGAACCUGUGAAAUCAUUUUGUCAUUUAUAGGCCACAUCUGAUAUAAAACAGGGCAGUUUUAAUGCGUCAUCUCCAACAGGGAGUGGAGCAGAGCAGUAAACCAGCCACACUGUCCCUUCUGCUGGAGAUGAUUUUACCAGCCGACGCUGGCAUGAGAAGAAUGCACUUUAAACAGGCUAUACAAUGUCAACAUUUGCUUCUCUUCAUUCAGUGCAGGCUGGCAGUGUGUGAAAGGCAGAUCAGACACAAGAGUGAAGUCUGUGGAAAAAAAAACAAAAACAACAAACAGUCAAGGCCUUUAGACCUGUAUGUUGGUGUUGGUUUGUGUGUGUGUGUGUGUGUGUGUGUGUGUGUGUAAUAAGUCUCCCUGCAGCCUCAAACUAUUCAGUUUACAUGGAAGCAGCACCUUUUGUUUUGCUAAGGCCAGCUAUCUUAACUGAGAAACUAGGUGUGGGUGUGCAUGGGUGUGUCUUGGGUGGGUUCUAAACAUGCAGUUAGAACAUUGUUAUUAUUUCAACUGGGGAAGUUGUCGUGGUGUUUUUGUUAAGUGUUGAUAGGGAGCCUGCAGCAGUGGGACUGGGCCUCUCCCGAAGCCUAGGGCACACUGACUCCAGCACCCUCCUCAGUGCCACUUCACUGCAAGCACACAUACUGAACAACUGCUGUAUCUAACCAUGUGCUAACAUACCUCAGUAACAGAUUAAAUACAUUUAAGUGGUUGUAGCCAUUGUGAGUUUUGCAUGCAGUUUGGCUAAUCGUCAACAGACAGCGUGAAUGCUCAUGCACGGUGGUUCGCAGCUGAACGCUGAGCUAUGACUGGACCUUUCUUCUCCAAAAGAUCACAUUUAUGUGGGCAUUAAAGGGAAAAAGUGGGUGUGCCAUGAGCCUCCAGAGCAGUUCUAAAGCAUAUCUUACACAUUGGUGCUGUGAGAUCUGUCUUGGUGUGACAUUCAUGGUCCAGAGGGCUUUCUGUUAAUGUUGUUGUUCUGCAAGCCUUGUCAAAGCUGAACAAUCAAAUUUCACACACUGGCAAAAGUCCACAUGUGGACAGUAUAGGAGCAUGGUGUCAUACAGGACUUGUGGUACAAGCUACAGACCUUUCUGUGUUUGCUUGGAAAUCGAGAUUUCAUUUAAUAACUAAUAACCUUUCAUAUUGAACUAAUGUGCGUUCACAGGCUUCCCAAUAAUAUAAUACAAACUACUGGGACUUGAAUUUAUGAUUUUUAAUAUCAACCACUCAGCAAAAUUCAAGGUUAUUGGAUCAUUUAUCCAAAGUAAGUUUGUGCACCUAAGUUAAGUUUGAUCCUCAGAGGACAAAAUAGUAAAAAUAGUAAAUCAGUGGAUUUUCAUUUACCAGUGACAUACAUUUUGUUUUGAAGGCACUUUUCCACUGCCAUCACUUCCAUAACAGUUUUUCUGACCAUCUUACGGGAUUAGAAGAAUGUAGCUCUUUCACUGAUAGCUCAAGACACCUAUUUCUAGUCUACAACGUGAUAUACGGGGCUCUGCAGACCCUAGAAGAGCAGAACAGGCAGCAUAGCAGUGCUAAUUUUAGUGUGCCAGCACACACACACACACACACACACACAUUUAAAGCUGUUUUCAAGAUGGAUACAAACCAACUUGUCACUCCAGACUUAUAGAAGUGUGUACAUUUAGAAUGCUGAAGGGGGGAAAAAAUGAGAGGUAACAAAUUCCAGAUCCAGAUUCGAGAAUUUGUACUUUGUACACACAUCAGUCUCAGUUAAACUACAGUCAGGCUACAAACUCCAGACAUCUCUAAUGCGUGUAGCCAUACAGUGUGAGAGUGAGCAUGUUACCCUUAUGCACAUACCCACCCCCCCUCACUGCUGGAUAUAUUGUACAUGUCCUUGUGGUCUCCAUCUUUGGCUUUCACUUUUCUUAUACAAACACAUUAUUAUGUCAUUUCCUGUUCGUGCUGUCUGAAGCCUCUGGGACAGGACAGGAAGCCAUAUGUGUGUUUUGCAAGAACGAAGCCUUCUCUGACAUCACCUUGUUUACAGAGCACCCUUUUGCCAUGGCAACCCAAGCCCACCGAUUAUUACCUUGCCAGCUGGGUUUUUCCUGAUGGGCCCUGCCAAACUCUGUGGGACCUUGUGUUUCCCAAAGCCCCGUGUCUUGGGAAAACACAUACCACAGCAACAUCAAAAGCUGGAUGCCCAACUCCACAAGUCUUCAACACAAACUCUUCAUCUCACUUAUAUACACUAAUCUCAUCUGACCAAGCCUGUAUCCCUUGGAGACUUCCUGUCAUGCAGGAAAUGUGCUGCAGGUGUGGUGAUAAUCUGAUCAUACUGCAUAUACAUAUACACACUGCACUCCUGCAAUUGGGAGAGGCAGGUAACCCAUGGCAACGCAGUAUUUUUCAGGCAGCUGUCAUUACGUCUAUAUUCUCAGAUGUGUGUAUGUCUGCACAUUUGGCUGGUGGUGGAAAUGUCUACUAAACUGAGGUCACAUUCUCUCGUUGCUGCUGCCUUCCCUCUUCUCUCUAGUGGGCGGCUGGUACAACGGUGAUUUGUGUUAGUGAGAGUCAGAGGGAUUCCAGCAGUACUGAACCAAGAGUGAGCCCAACUGACUCCCUCACUGAGGCUCUUUCUACAUACUGCAGUCCUCCUCUGUAGUCCAAAUGGACUAAAGUAGUUAAUAAGUUCACCUCUACGGACCACAUUUCUCUGACACAACAGAAACAUAAAAAAUGCAAAAAAAUUAAAAAUACAAAAAUUGUGCAUGAAGUCCCCUGGCCAUGACCAGGCAGCAAUGCCAACAAGAGACUCUCAGUUUAUACAAACAACACUGUUCACUGGAAACCAGUAUGCUUAAUGAUAGCUGAUGCCUAAAUGACAACCAUGAUUUCACUAUCCCAGGCUAAUCUAACAUGUAAAUACUUGACCUUUGUCUAUAAUUACAAAAUUAUAUUGUAUUUGUGGAGACCAGCCUUUACUGCAUACAAAGCCUGCAGGCAUAAGCAGUGUGCUGUUUUAAAAUAGGCUGCUCUUCAGCAGGCAUCAUCUGGGAUAACAGAGUGGGAGUGAAAAGGAAUUAAUCCGGGCCUUUGUAGGGGUCCGAGUCUUAAAUCACAAACGGAAGGCUUCCUCCCUACUCCCUAGGUGGGCAUUGUGUCUAUGAAGCAGGAUAAAUGUGGUGUUCUUAGUAGAGAGCAGGACACUGUUUGAUGCUCACCCAAUACAUAAUCUUAUGAAUUCUUCCAAACCACAAGGAGGGUCUACAGCAGUUCAUUAGAGAUUAAAUGAGCCGAGAAGGGGGGGGAGCCUUGUUCCGCCAAUUUUCAAGCGCAUUCUGUCUCUCAUUCUGUUUGUCUCUUGGGGAUGUCAGAUUUCUACUGUGCACUACUCAAAGCAUUUCCAGUAACAAAGCUGCAAGAGUAGUACGUACCAUGGCUCAAGACCCGGACUCCCAUACGCACCCUCUGCCCACUGGCUGCAGUCAGGACAUGCUGUCGCAGCUCAGUGAUUCAUUUUGACCUAUUAAAGAUGAUAUGCGUAAUAGAUGAAGGUUAGUCCAGACUUUCACAUACUGUCCUCUAAACCACUGCAGCUUCCAGGAAUUCUUUAUAUAUGAAAUGUGAAAAAGGAAACCAGGACAUCCGUACUAAACUUAACAGUUCAUUCCAUACUAAGCUAAAAGCUGUCAAACACAAAGAUCAUUUGCUUAUUGACCAUUAACCAAGACGUCAUAUUCACCCAUCUGGUUUUUAAGUAAUUAAAUAUCUGCACUCAUAUCUAUGGGAGAACAAAGCACUUCUAUUUCAGCGAGAUCCUUCAUUCGAACAUCACAAUAAACCAGCGAGCUGUGUGACGCAGCACUGCUGGAAGACACUGAAAAGCUCAGAUUCAUGGGAAAUGCUACAUUAUCAUUUCAGUCACUGCAACCAAAGUCUGAAACAACGAUGACCAUAUGGUAGAGUCUGACCUAACACAAAAAACACAUUCACCGUGGAGACCUCCAGAAGAGAGAGAAAAAAAAGAGAAAGUAUGUGAGAGAGAAAUGAAUGAGGAAAAAAGAACUAAGGGAGAAAGACAAGAGAUGGAUAGGUGUUAAAAGAGAAGAUAUGAGUAAAGAAAAGUAGAAAUGAAAAUAGAAAAUGGAAAGGGAGAGACUGACUGUGUGGGAGCAGGCAUGCUGUCUAGAGAAUGGCCAUAAGACAGCCAGUGAAGGCUCAGGUUUCGCUGAAAUCCUUGAGAGAACGCUCAUUCAACCAGUUUCCUGGCACGGCUAUCCACUCAGUGCGUUUCCCUGCACCACAGCAGGCAAAACACAAACCUUCUUCAAUUCAAGCAAUUUAUUCCAUGUUUAACAGUCCUUCACCAGACUCAGCUCAUAAGGGCUCAGAGAGACCUGGGACAAGGGGAAACUCUGACCCUGAGAAGCGAUCCUUACUAUGGAGGAUUGGUUUGUAGGGCCUGCCUAUGGCACUGCCUAGAUCUGCUUCAUACUUUGCUUGCAUAUUUUGCAGGUAAUGGGAGGCCCUCCUUGUGUAUUUGUGUACCUUGUGUACAUCACUACAAUUUUGACUCUCUCUCUCUAU
Electrophorus electricus (electric eel) is the source of this 5983-nucleotide messenger RNA. RefSeq names its product phospholysine phosphohistidine inorganic pyrophosphate phosphatase. Lineage: Eukaryota; Metazoa; Chordata; Actinopteri; Gymnotiformes; Gymnotidae. Gene Ontology annotation, biological process: dephosphorylation. Gene Ontology annotation, molecular function: phosphatase activity; inorganic diphosphate phosphatase activity. Gene Ontology annotation, cellular component: cytosol; cytoplasm. The record is from RefSeq and is a predicted model, not a curated record.